AUGAUGAGCCCUCGUCUUUCCCUUUUGGGCUGCGCACUGCUUGCCGCCAGCCCUGCCGUCAACGCAGCUGUUGAUCUCUUCGAGUGGGAGAAGGUCCAACUCCACGAGUCUGCUCUGGCCUCGCGCAGCGUCCCGACCCGCCGCGCCGCCAAUGCUUCCUGCAAGGUCUUCCCUGGCGAUGCUGCUUGGCCGUCAGAGAACCAGUGGGCCGCGCUCAACGAGACGCUCGAGGGCGCGCUGAUCAAGUCCGUGCCGCACGCCAGCGUCUGCUACGAGGGACCGUACUACGACGAGGCCGCAUGUACUACCAUCACGGCCAACUGGACCAAUUCCUACCUUCACGAUGACGAUCCGAUUGAGAUGCUUAGCCCUGUGUACCAGGGCCUCACGUGCCAGCCGCCGACACUUUACGAAGACGGCAUCAACUCGGGCAAUUGCACGCUGGGCGGCUUUCCGGAGUACGCCGUUGCGGCCACCAACGUGAAGCAAGUCCAGGCCGCCGUUAAGUUCGCCGGCGAGGCCGGUAUCAGGUUUGUCAUCAAGAACACUGGCCACGAUUUCUCCGGUAAAUCCGGCGGCGCCGGAGCCCUGUCAGUCUGGACCAAGAACCUCAAGGGUAUCACCUACGAGGAGAACUAUGUCGAUGAAGGCACGGGUUAUUCUGGCCCCGCCUUCAAGGCUGGUACCGGCGUGCGCGCUUGGGAGAUUUACGAGGCUGCUGCUGCCAAGGGCAAGGUUGUCGUUGGUGGCGAGGGCCAGACGGUUGGUGUGAUGGGCGGCUACAUCCAGGGCGGCGGGCACUCGCCCCUGAGCUCCAUCUACGGCAUGGGUGCGGAUCAGGUUCUCUCGAUGGAGGUGGUCCUGGCGAACGGCACGUUCGUCACUGCCUCGGCCAAUGAGAACGCCGACCUCUUCUGGGCGCUCAAGGGCGGCGGCGGCGCGACCUAUGGCAUUGUGACGUCGCUGGUCGUCAAGGCCUGGCCUGAUAUGCCGGUUACCGGCUCCAAGUUCUCCUGGACGUCGGCCAACAUCACCAACGAGACGUUCUGGGCGGGCGUGCGCGCCUACCUCGACUACUUCCCGGAAAAUGCGGACGAGAAGCAGACGUACAGCUACUGGUUCAUCAUCCAGCUGGGCGGCGGCGUCAAGCAGUUCCUGAUGCAGCCAUUCUUCGCGCCAAACAAGACGCUCGAGGAGACGGAGGCCAUACUGGCGCCGUGGUUUGCCGACCUUGCCGCGUUGGGCAUCACCUUCACGCCGCGCACGACGCACUACGAUGGCUUCUACGACGCGUGGAAGGCCGAGUUCCCGCUGGAAGUGGUGCAGAAGACGCACGUAGCCACCGGUUCCCGCCUCUUCCCGCGCAGUUCCUGGGAUGACGAGAGCACGCUCAACGCCACCUUCGACGCUAUCCGGGCGUCGUCGGAUGCCGGCAACACCAUCAUUGCCUUCAACAUGGCGCCCAAGCUGCACGAGUCCAAUGCCGAGAACAGCGUCAACCCGGCGUGGCGCAACACGCUGAUGCACGCGCUGCAGAGCGUCAACUGGCAGAACAACAGCACCCGCGACGAGAUCAUGGAGCGCCGCACUUGGUUCAACGACGUCGCCAUGCAGCGCUGGAUCGACGUCAGCCCCGGCGCCGGCUGCUACCUGGGUGAGAGCAACCGCAUGGAGAGCGGCUGGAAGCAGUCGUUCUACGGCGAGUACUAUGACCGUCUGCUCGAGAUCAAGAAGCAAGUCGACCCGGACGACGUCUUCUGGGCCGCGACGGCCGUCGGCAGCGACGCGUGGGCCGUCGACAGCGUCGACGGGCUGCCGAACGAGAACGGCCGGCUGUGCAGGACAGGUGCGUGA
Molecule: messenger RNA, 1854 nt
Organism: Lasiodiplodia theobromae
Lineage: Eukaryota; Fungi; Ascomycota; Dothideomycetes; Botryosphaeriales; Botryosphaeriaceae
Product: FAD binding domain containing protein
Exons: 3
Coding region: 1-1854 (617 amino acids)
Molecular function (GO): FAD binding; oxidoreductase activity
Source: RefSeq, a predicted model, not a curated record